AUGCCCUGCCAGGACCUUUUGAAAUGUAUACACUACUUCGCAAGCACCUACUACAGCGAAAUGGGCCAACUGCGUGACUCAUCUAAAGAAUAUCGUCGAGAGAAGAAGCUGAGACGACUGAAGAAGUUGGAAAGGCUUGCCGCACGCACAGCAGCCAGAUUGAGACCGGGCUUGCAGCAGAAUCACGAUGCACAGGACGAAGACAACGAGGCGGGUUCGUCUAAAGACGACAUCUCGGAUACGGACGAGGAAAGUAGUGUUGGAAAAGUGAAGAAAGUUUCUAAGAGGCGUCAAGCGAAGCCUCUAGUGGGCACAGACAUGUACAAAAUCUUCGAUGGGUCAGCAUUGAUGACAAUAGGUGAAGUCCAAUGGACUCUAUGUAGCCUCGCGUGCUGA
Molecule: messenger RNA, 396 nt
Organism: Phanerochaete carnosa HHB-10118-sp
Lineage: Eukaryota; Fungi; Basidiomycota; Agaricomycetes; Polyporales; Phanerochaetaceae
Exons: 1
Coding region: 1-396 (131 amino acids)
Source: RefSeq, a predicted model, not a curated record